AUGGAGAGAAAACUGGACAAUAAAAUGAAAAGGGAACUGUCCUGCUUAGCGACUUUAAACAACAAAAACAUAACCCUGGUGUCUAUUCGUAAGCGGCAGGCAGCUCAUGAUGUGCCUGAACUACUGAUUAUUGGUGAAAAGUCCACAACAGGAUCUCCAGUAAAAGUAAGCAGUAACUUGCAGAAAGAAGAAAAGAUUUUGCAGAAUUACUCCAUAGGAAUGCCAGAAGUCAAUACAGUUGAAAGACAGCCUUUGUCCAACACUGAUUCUCCUCCUGACUGUGAGCUGGAACCUACAAUGAAACACAGUUUUGCUUUUGACAACAUGGGCUACGAGGAGAGCUUUGAAACUGUGCCCUCUCCAUCUUCCCAAGAACGCACCGUAGCAGUCAACGUUGUGGGAAUGACUUGCCAAUCAUGUGUGCAGUCGAUAGAAGGGCGAAUUUCCAAGGUGAAGGGCAUUUUGAGUAUUAAAGUCUUCCUUGAACAGAACAAUGCUCUAAUAAAGUAUCUGCAAUCGGAAAUAAGCCCUGAACAGAUUUGCGAGGAAAUUCAGGAUAUGGGCUUUGAUGCCAACAUAGCAGAAGAGAGGUUGACAACAGCAACUGUAAAUUUGUCAUGCUUGAGAGAAGCAGUAGUUAAGCUUCAGGUAGAAGGCAUGACAUGCCAGUCCUGUGUCACCAACAUUGAAGGAAAGAUUAGGAAACUGCAUGGUGUGGCAAAAAUCAAGGUGUCACUUGGUAACCAGGAAGCAAUUAUUGCUUACUAUCCUUACAUCAUUCAGCCUGACGACCUCAAGAGCCAUAUCAGUAACCUGGGGUAUGACUGCACCAUUAAAAGUAAAUCAGCCCCUUUGAAGCUGGGUGUCCUGGAUCUCGAGCGCUUGCGGAAUGCAAACCCCAAGGAGACACCAGCGAGUCUUGGGAGUGAUGGGGUGGAUCCGCUGGUCGCCGAGCUGAGUAGCACAGCUACAGUGGCUGUACGGAUAGAAGGCAUGCACUGCAAGUCCUGUGUCAGAAACAUUGAAGGAAAUAUAUCAGAUCUUCCUGGCAUACAAAGUAUUAAAGUGUCUUUGGAGCAUAAAUGUGCUGUGGUACAGUAUAGCCCAAAUCUAAUUACCCUGUCAGCUUUGCAGCAAGCUAUUGAAUCCCUUCCACCCGGAAACUUUAAAGUGUGCCUCCUUAAUGAUUCAGAAGCAAAUAAAGGAGCAUCUCCAUCAUCUGCUUUCCUAUGCGAUCUCUUCGGAGAGCCACUGCAAGACACAACAUGCACAGCUGUUAUUAGGAUUGAUGGCAUGACCUGCAAUUCUUGUGUACAGUCCAUAGAAGGGACCAUAUCACAGAGACAAGGAGUGCAACGUAUAGCAGUUUCUCUAGCUGGCAGAACUGGGACCAUACGUUAUGAUCCAGCUGUCACUAAUGGAGAAGAGUUAAGAGCUGCCAUAGAAGACAUGGGGUUUGAUGCCUCUGUGCUGACAGAUACCGCCACCGGAGAACGCAGACACCAGCCUGAUGCCAGCAAUGCUGCCGUGCCGCCUCAAGCUCCAGAGCCUCCUCGCCAAAGCUGUGCCUCGGGUGCUCUUCCAAACAGUCCUCACCUUGAUGGGCCAAACCAGCCCAGCGGAGCGACAGCUGAAAAGUGUUUUUUACAAAUCACAGGCAUGACCUGUGCGUCUUGUGUAUCUACCAUUGAACGAAAUUUGCAGAAAGAAGACGGAAUUGUUUCAGUGUUGGUAGCACUGAUGGCAGGUAAAGCAGAGAUAAAAUACAAGCCAGAAUUCAUACAACCUCUUGAAAUAGCACAACUGAUCCAGAAUUUGGGUUUUGAAGCUACCGUCAUAGAAGAUCAUGCAGAAACAGAAGGGAAUGUGGAGCUUGUUAUUACAGGAAUGACUUGUGCUUCUUGUGUUCACAAUAUUGAAUCCAAACUCAUGAGAACAAAUGGCAUAUUCUAUGCCUCAGUUGCGCUUGCUACUUGCAAAGCUCACAUCCAGUUUGAUCCUGAAAUUACUGGACCUCGAGAUAUUAUAAAAAUAAUUGAGGAAAUUGGCUUUCAUGCUUCUGUGGCUAGAAGAGUUCCAAAUGCACAUAACCUGGAUCAUAAAAAGGAAAUACAGCAGUGGAGGAAAUCUUUCUUGUGCAGCCUACUGUUUGGUAUCCCUGUCUUAAUCCUAAUGAUCUAUAUGCUAAUACCCGACGGUGAGCACCAUGGGUCAAUGGUGCUGGAAAAGAACCUCAUCCCUGGAUUAUCUAUUUUAAAUCUUCUCUUCUUUGUCCUGUGCACUUUUGUUCAGUUUCUUGGUGGAUGGUAUUUUUACGUACAAGCUUACAAAUCACUGAAGCACAAGACGGCCAAUAUGGAUGUGCUCAUCGUACUGGCCACGACGAUUGCUUAUGUGUAUUCGUGUGUGAUCCUGAUGGUAGCGAUAAUUGAAAAGGCAGAGAAAAGCCCUGUCACUUUCUUUGACACUCCUCCAAUGCUGUUCGUGUUCAUUGCCCUUGGGAGAUGGCUGGAACACAUAGCAAAGAGUAAGACCUCAGAAGCUCUUGCGAAACUUAUAUCUCUUCAAGCCACAGAAGCCACUGUGGUGACUCUUGGACCUGACCACUCUAUCAUCAGGGAGGAGCAGGUAGUGGUUGAACUGGUUCAAAGGGGUGAUAUCGUAAAGGUUGUUCCUGGUGGGAAGUUCCCAGUGGAUGGAAAGGUCAUUGAAGGCAGUUCUAUGGCAGAUGAGUCUCUCAUUACUG
Molecule: messenger RNA, 2746 nt
Organism: Cariama cristata (Red-legged seriema)
Lineage: Eukaryota; Metazoa; Chordata; Aves; Cariamiformes; Cariamidae
Product: copper-transporting ATPase 2-like
Exons: 10
Molecular function (GO): copper ion binding
Source: RefSeq, a predicted model, not a curated record